Molecule: messenger RNA, 3711 nt
Organism: Miniopterus natalensis
Lineage: Eukaryota; Metazoa; Chordata; Mammalia; Chiroptera; Miniopteridae
Gene: SMIM14
Product: small integral membrane protein 14
Cellular component (GO): endoplasmic reticulum
Source: RefSeq, a predicted model, not a curated record
GUGGCUGAUAGUGACGUGGUCGGGCGCACCAAAACAGAGCGGGGAGGAAGCCCGAGGCGAGGAGCUGCGGCCGCGGAGUUCCGGAAGCUCCCGGCGGACUACCUGCCGAGCCUCGGUCCCGGCCCCAUCCUCCCCGCCCCGUCGGUUGUAGUCUGGGCGGAACUCUUCUGUCAGUUACUUAGUCCCCUGAGGACUUAUUAGCUACACCCUUUUCAGGAAAGGAGAAGUGAGAGAAGACGGGUGUGAGUCCCACCUCUGCGGAGUGACUUCAGAUUGAAACAGUCAAGUUAAAUCAAGCUGGGUAAUCAUGGCAGAGGGUGGAUUUGAUCCCUGUGAAUGUGUUUGCUCUCAUGAGCAUGCGAUGAGAAGGCUGAUCAAUCUGUUAAGGCAGUCCCAGUCCUACUGCACAGACACAGAAUGUCUUCAGGAAUUACCAGGACCCUCUGGUGAUAAUGGCAUCAGUAUUACUAUGAUCUUGAUGGCCUGGAUGGUUAUUGCAUUGAUCUUGUUUCUACUGAGACCUCCUAACCUUAGAGGAUCCAAUCUAACUGGAAAGCCAACCAGUCCUCAUAAUGGACAAGAUCCUCCAGCUCCUCCUGUGGACUAACUGUGAUAUGAGAAGUGAAAAUAGUUAACACCUUGCACGACCAAAUGAACGAAGAUGACCAGAGUACUCUUGACCCCAUUAGAACGGUUCUUCCUUUUGCAUCUGUAAUAUGGGAUAGUAUUGUUUUCACGAGCUUCUAGAAAUUUCAUUUGCAAGCUUAUUUUUGCUUCCUGUGUUAUCACCAUUCCUUCACAGUGUAUUUGAGUAAAUGAUUUUAUUUUAAAAAGUUACAUGGGCCUUUUUGGUUAUCCUAAACUCAAAACAUUCCAUUCAUUCUAUUUAUAACUGUGAUCACAAUUUUGGUGAUGAUUUCUGGCCUGAUUGAAGGAAAUUUGAGAUCUCUGCAUUUAAAUAUUUUAAAUAGUUUUGAUAGGUUUUAAAGUUGCUUUUUUCAUAGGGUAUUUAUAAAGUUAUUUGGGGUUGUCUGAGAUUGUAUGAAAGAAAAUUAGAACCACACUGUAUUUCUACUUACCUUGGUAGUUUAUUUGUGGGUGGGUGGCAGGUAGUUCUUGGGACUGUGGCAGCGUUUGGAAUAUUUUACAAGUUACAGCUGAAAUUUGUUUCAUCCACUACAACUGGCUUAUGUGACUAGAAAAGGAGGAGAAAAAUAACUGUUUACUAAGUUUUUUAUUCCCAUAAAAAUGUCUAAUAUUAAGAAAACUUUAAAUAAACGUGAUUUAAAUAUGGUGGAUGAUUUACAGUUCAUUAUAUGACAUUUGAAGCCACUGUAUACUAACUAGCCUUACAAGGUUCAUGAAAGGAGGAAUAUAGUUAAUUCUUUUUGCCUUUGCCAGGUAUAAUCUAUAUAUACAGUAAUUUAAUCUGUCUGUAAUUUAUUUUUCAAAUGGGUGCCUCUCAGAAAGCUUCCUUUCUGUUCAAAUACUUCCCUGUUCAAUGAAACUCUUAAAGCUAUCUGUAUUGGUAGCCCGUUUGCUUACUGACAGUUGAAUGCUGUUUACUUAUUUACUCUAUUUUUCUUUGAAGAAAAAUAUUUGAGUAUUUUGUUGUCCUUCUGACUUAAAAAAAAAAAAUUUAAUGAAUUCUUGGUUUACUCCAAGGGAAAAAGGAGGAAAAUGAGAAACAGUCAAGGAUCUUUUUCUUAUUCUAUAUCUCAUUCUUGUUUGGUAAUGGGGUGGAUUGGGAUGGGGAAAUAUAGGCAAAAUUUUGAACUGUAUAAGAAGGUUGCAUUGUUUUGGUCAGUUUGAAAGAAAAUAAUACAAAGGCAUUUUUAAAAGUCUGUAUCACCUAUGUGGUUAUGAAAUUUUUUCCUAGCAAGUGAUUACAGAUGAUUUGUGGGGGCUAGAAGAUACUUUGCUAUCAAUGUAAGGAUUUUUUCCCCUUAGACCUGUCUAGUUUUUCACUGUAUCGAUCUGAGAAAUUACUUAUAUAAAUUGAAUAAACUUCUCUAUAUCAUUGUACUGUUUUAAUAGAGUCUCUGAUAUAGUUGUGUGACCCUCUUAGGGCAUUUCCCCCCCUUUAUUAUGGUUAUAUUCUGGGCCAUAAACAUUGUAAGGGUUUCAUUUCAUUAUGUAAUCCAGUAUUGACUGCUUGCAUUCCUCCUGUGCAUCGUGGCUUUGUGCUCAACUUCUUGAAGUAAUAUAACCUGUUUUUAAUUAAUUGUGCUAAUCAAGGGUUUUGUAACACAGGUAAGUCAAAUCCUGGAUAAAUAAAUACCAGAGUUAAGGUUUUUCCUCUUGCUGUGGCCUACUGGAAGCCUUCCCAGCUUUAUAGCUGUUAAAGUAUUUAAAGCAGAAUGGGCAGGAAUGGCAUAAGAUUGGAGCUAAAUGCCUAUAAGCAUUCCUGUUUCUGCCUUUGCCCUCUGAACUUUGAAGGCUUGCACAUAUAUCCUAACAGUCUGUCCUCUGAACUGCUAGAAAUCCUGGCAGAGAUCCUGAUGUAUUCACUUAGUCAAUGGCUCACAAAUAAUUGAGAAUUGGCUUUGGUAGAAGACCUGGCCAUGAUGUGGAAACAAUGUCUAGUGUUAGAUAGAGACCUGGAAAUCUGGAUUCUUAUUAUCGGUUCUUCAUUUGUGUCAUACACUUAAUCGACAUUACAUCUAGAAUAUUAACCUUUUCCUAUAUGGACCAUAUGUUUAACUAGUAACAGAGUUCUUAGUGGAGUAUUUAGUCUUGUUUUUUUUGCUUGUAAAAUUUCUCUGCAGUCCUAAAAAAGAUAGUGUACUACUGCAUAUAAAAUAUUCCUGUUACCCUAACUAGUAAUUUAUAUUCUUUUUAAUUCUUAAAGCUUCCACAUGUGGCCUUUUUAUUGAGCACACUCUUAUUCAUUACUUGGCUUGUAAACAUUCACCUGAAUUCUGGCUACAAUCAUUUUUAAAUAAUCUGGAAAAAAAAAGAUAAAUCUUCGUAUUUUAAUCACUGUGGGCUCUUAAAUAUUCCACAGAUGCCAUUAAGAACUUAUUUUGAGAGUCAUUUAAUGUUACUUUAUGCAAAAUAAUUGUUUUUUGCUUUCCAUUUUGAAACAGUUAACACUGGGACUGUGUGUAGUAAAAGAUUUUAUCAUGUAUCUAUCCAAGCACUGUUCCAUUAUCAGCAAGUCAUAUUUUAAACAAUUUGCAGAGAUUUUCUGAAAUAACUAUUAAGUUGAGCUAUUCCAGGUACUUUUAGUGUCUUUGUGUGGUGUGUGAUGUGAUAGUGUUUAUGGAAUUACCAAAUUCUUCCAUUUUCAAAGGAACCUUGGAAAUUUAUCACUCUGAAUGAAAGUCUAUUACUCUAAAUGAAUAUGUCCUAAAAUUGACCGGCUCAGCUUAAGACACAAAAUAGCAACUUAAAGGAGAAAUGGGAAUUUACAGUUAAUGGGUUAAAUUUUUGUUGUUGAAUUAGUAGGUUAAAUUUUAACAUAAUAUUUUAAAUGAAAAAUCAUAUGUAUUUGUUACCAUGUCUGAUGAUUACUUUGUUAAAAGAAAAGUGGUCAUGUGCUAUACUAAAUGUUAAUUGCUGUUUUAAAAUGUUUAAUCAUGCCAAACAAAUCAUGUCUGUGCCAUUCAGGGUUUAUUGUAAUCUUUUACUGAGUACUUGGACUGGGAUAAAGGGCUUGUACUAUGCACUUUUUAUUAAUGAAUAAAUAGAAAAUGUUAGUAACACUCA